Messenger RNA from Populus euphratica (Euphrates poplar), 1326 nucleotides. RefSeq names its product protein STAY-GREEN 1, chloroplastic-like. Gene Ontology annotation, biological process: chlorophyll catabolic process. The record is from RefSeq and is a predicted model, not a curated record. The transcript has 4 exons. The coding region runs from base 245 to 1057 and encodes 270 amino acids. Lineage: Eukaryota; Viridiplantae; Streptophyta; Magnoliopsida; Malpighiales; Salicaceae.
UUUGGACUACCAUUGCUUGUCUGUUUGAAACUUCAAAGUCUCUAAAGUUAAAGCAUGCAAGCAAAGCAAAAGCGAAAAACCUCCCUCUAGUUUCGAAAUCUCCUGAACUUUCUCUACUGGUUAAUAGUGUUCGUAACAUUUUCGUGAACUGCACUUCCAAUCUUCUGGCGCGCCCAAUAAGUCGGGCUAUAAGGUCUAACUUCUGCUCUUACUUUGAGAGUAGUGGGAUAUCGAGAAAAUAGAGAUGGGUUCUAUGGCAGUUGCCCCCUUUCUUCCUUCAAAGCCAAGACCAUCUCUCUUUGACCAAAACAGCUCCCUCUUUUCUUCAAGUACAAAGCUCAAGAGGAAGAACCAAUCUAUCAGCCCUGUGGCAAGGCUAUUCGGGCCAUCUAUUUUUGAGGCAUCAAAGCUGAAGGUGCUGUUCUUAGGGGUUGAUGAGAAGAAGCAUCCAGGGAAUCUGCCAAGGACUUAUACUCUAACACACAGUGAUAUGACAGCUAAACUUACUUUAGCCAUCUCACAGACCAUAAACAAUUCUCAGUUGCAGGGAUGGUCCAACAAAUUGUACCGAGAUGAAGUGGUGGCAGAGUGGAAGAAAGUGAAGGGAAAGAUGUCUCUUCAUGUUCAUUGCCAUAUAAGUGGAGGCCAUUUUCUUUUAGAUUGGUGCUGCAGACUCAGAUAUUUCAUCUUCCGCAAGGAACUCCCAGUGGUAUUGAAGGCCUUUUUUCAUGGAGAUGGGAGUUUGUUGAGCAACUAUCCUGAAUUACAAGAGGCUUUAGUUUGGGUUUACUUUCAUUCAAACAUUCCAGAAUUCAGCAAGGUAGAGUGCUGGGGUCCACUCAAGGAUGCUGCUGUGCCUUCUACUUCUGAAACUGGUGGGUCCCAUGAGACCAAGGAGCUAGCAAACCAAUCAAGCAACUGGGACUUGCCUGAGCCAUGCCAAGAGGAGAAUUGUACCUGUUGCUUUCCACCAAUGAGCUUGAUCCCAUGGUCUAAAAUGGUUCCCUUGGAGAGCAAAAAUAAUCCAAGCACCCCACAGAGCUUUCAACAGCCCUAAGUAAUCUAUCUGUCCGCUCUUUGAUUGUUUUAUCUUCACAAAAGAUGUUACAUAACUUAUGUAGGUCUGAAAUGUAAAUAUUAGGAGUUUGUCCCCAACCCAAGAUACUCUGGGUUUGGGGUUGAAAUACUUGUCCCAAAAUCUCUUUUUCAAGACAAAGACUGCUGUACAUGUAAAUAUGUUCAAUAUUUGAUAAACUUGCCAUUGUUGUAAGAACACUACGAAUGUGUAACGCAUGACGUGAAAGUUUUAUUGUAUUUAUAUUAUUU